UUAGCAUAACCUAUUCAUCCGGGUACAUGAAUAAGGCCGAAGAAUAACAUGCCUCACUAAUUUCCCAGGUACCUUUGCCAAGCACUUGAAAGUACAAAGGUACGUUUAUAGGACUUUGGGCGUGGGUCGCCAAAUGGUUCUGAUAUCGCCAAACGAGGCAAGCAAACACCUAGGCUAAGCACCCGACCUAGACUGCAAAAUAGAGAGUUAGAGAUAGUCAGAUUUGAUGUUCUGGUUGUUCUUUGAGGGCCACGAUUUAAAGGGAAAAUACCGAGAUAGUGCAGCUUUGACUCACCAAGCUUCCACAGCAUCCACCCACAUGUCUCGAUAUGAGAACUUUAAUAUAGAAAGAAUACUUGUAUCUAUAUUGGAUCGUCAGUUAUCGUCAAAAAGAAACUGCUUCGAUGAUAUCGACUUACAAUUUGUCACUACAUGGGGAGGAAACAAUGAUUCGCUUGCUCAAGUUGCAUUGCAAGCCUCUAGGCCUCAGAUAGUCACACAGAGCAAGUGCGAGCAAACUGAAAGGACACGAAAGGACAGUUGUAUGCAAGAAUCAAAGUAGGCUCCGGGCAGAACUGAGAAAGACGGAGGACGGAGGACGGAGGAACGAGCUUAUAUGUUUCUUUGAGAGACUGCCUUGCCCCCACUUCAUGGUAAUAUGCACCCGCGUUAGGAGCCUGGGAGAUAGUGCAAGUAUAAAAAGACAUACCAACAGCCUGCCUGUAUUGUGUGCAAACAUAUAGCUAACGUGAAAAUACCCAAGUGUCAUAAGGAGCCGCAUGCUUUGCUGAGCGCUGUUUCUUGGAAAUUUUGUAUAACGCUGCGCUGUGUGAUAAGCAAACCAGCACGAGCGUGCAACCGUGGAGUUGGAAGUCUAUCGAGCUUGAAACAGAGUUUUCUCAAUAAACCCGGUGAUCAAACCACAGCAUCCAUAAGGCUCUCGUUUUAUGUAUCUUGUGUGCUGCUGAGAAAAAUGGUGAUCGUAGACGGGCGCAGGCGCUUUGGUGUAUGGGCUGAUGAAAGCUCACACACGCUUAUUGAGCCUUGGCGAGGCCAUGCUAUAUGCAAAAGCGGUUUGGACGAUCUUCGAAGUAGGUGAGAACGGUUUCUGCAAAGAUGGGACGUUGUUUUUCGUGAUCUUUUUCUGUUUUUUUGCACUGAUGCAAAGACGUUUGUAGGGUCGACGUCGUGACCCUUAGCAGGUGAAAUCUACGCCCAUUUGCGAAGCAAGAUGACGGAUGAAGGACAAGGUAGAUUAUGGACUCAGGCACCCUGAAGAAGGAUUGGGAGCUCACUUGAUGCCUGACAUCAAAU
Fusarium odoratissimum NRRL 54006 is the source of this 1314-nucleotide messenger RNA. RefSeq lists its product as uncharacterized. NCBI's taxonomy places the organism in Eukaryota, Fungi, Ascomycota, Sordariomycetes, Hypocreales, Nectriaceae. Bases 227 to 562 code for a protein of 111 amino acids. The record is from RefSeq and is a predicted model, not a curated record. The transcript has a single exon.